GAUUUUUAGAGCAUCUCUGUCCUUCCCCAUGUGGCAGCUCUAGCCGUACUUAUUGUUUAAAUGGAACUCACUUAUAAUUUAUAAAAUAUUUAAAGAAAAUGCCACCGAAAAAGGACGCAAAGGGAGGAAAAGAUGGGGGGAAAGGUGGCAAAAAGCCAGCUGCUGAGGACAAGUCUGCCGGCAAAGAGAAAAAAGGAGGUAAUGCCGUAAAGGUACGGCACAUCCUUUGCGAAAAGCAAGGCAAGAUCACAGAGGCAAUGGAAAAGCUCAAGGCCGGUCAAAAGUUCCCUGAGGUGGCGGCUGCUUACAGCGAGGACAAGGCGCGACAGGGCGGCGAUCUCGGUUGGCAAAUCCGCGGAGCAAUGGUGGGUCCCUUUCAAGACGCCGCUUUUGCACUGCCAAUCUCCACCGUCAACAACCCCGUUUACACAGAUCCCCCAAUUAAAACCAAGUUCGGCUAUCACAUCAUUAUGGUGGAGGGAAAGAAAUGAGAGGUGAUUUUAUAAAUCGAAUUUUAAUGUGA
Messenger RNA from Drosophila eugracilis, 523 nucleotides. RefSeq names its product peptidyl-prolyl cis-trans isomerase NIMA-interacting 4. Gene Ontology annotation, biological process: rRNA processing. The transcript is spliced from 2 exons. Bases 99 to 491 code for a protein of 130 amino acids. The record is from RefSeq and is a predicted model, not a curated record. Gene Ontology annotation, molecular function: DNA binding; peptidyl-prolyl cis-trans isomerase activity. NCBI's taxonomy places the organism in Eukaryota, Metazoa, Arthropoda, Insecta, Diptera, Drosophilidae.